This is a messenger RNA of Penicillium subrubescens, 333 nucleotides long. RefSeq lists its product as uncharacterized. Bases 1 to 333 code for a protein of 110 amino acids. The transcript has a single exon. Gene Ontology annotation, molecular function: oxidoreductase activity. NCBI's taxonomy places the organism in Eukaryota, Fungi, Ascomycota, Eurotiomycetes, Eurotiales, Aspergillaceae. The record is from RefSeq and is a predicted model, not a curated record.
AUGACUUUCACCGCUGUCGUCGUCUACCCCAAUGAGCCGGACACCACGUUCGAUACCGACUACUACCUGAAGACCCAUAUGCCUCUGGUGGCCCAGCACUGGGGACCCGCCGGCCUGAAGGGCUGGAGCGUCGUCAAGUACGAGCGUGAUCUUGAGGGUACUUCCCCCAAGUACCUGAUUGCUGCCACUCUGGUUUGGGAGAGCGAGGAGGCCGUCAAGGCGGCUGUCGCCGGAGAGGCGGCGGCUAUCGUCUUCGGUGAUAUCCCCAACUUCACCAACAAGAAGCCCAUCACUUUGGCCGGUAGCGUUAUUGGAAGCCAGGAGAUCUCUUAA